AUGGCUGUUUAUGUUAAUGCUACUUCUGGUCCACCAAUUGCAAGUACUGCCGUUGCUCGGAGUUCAGCAAAUUAUCAUCCCAGCAUCUGGGGAGACAAAUUCCUCCCAUACUGUAACAACUCCCUCCUGAAAACUGAAGUUGAUAACGUAGAGGAGAAACACCUUCAAGGGCUGAAAGAAGAGGCCAAGCAGAUGCUGGUUGCAGGGGACACACCUCAGCAGAAAGUAAUAAGCUUAAUCGAUGAUAUUCAAAGAUUAGGUCUGGCCUACCAUUUUGAAGCUGAGUUAAGUGCAAUAUUACAGCACUUGAAGGAUAGCUUUCUUCAAGUUUACUGCACCAAAGUUGAUGUUGAUUUGCAUGAUGCUGCUCUAUGUUUUCGCCUGCUUAGACAGCAAGGACAUGUGGUUUCUUCAGAUGUAUUCUACAAGUUCAAGGACAACAACGUGAAGUUCAAGGAGAGCUUGGCUGAGGAUGUUAGAGGAAUGCUAAGCUUGUACGAAGCAGCACAUCUCAUGGUGCAUGGAGAAACUAUACUAGAAGAAGCUCUUGAAUUCACCACCUCUCACCUUAAUCUAUAUCUGAAUUCAAACCUCAACGAUCCAUUAGCAGGCCUUGUGGGUCGUGCGCUCAAGUAUCCCCUCCGUAGAAGUUUAAAUAGGCUUGUAGCAAGGCAUUACAUAUCCGUCUACCACAAAUUAUCUUGGCAUAAUCAAGUGCUGUUAGAUCUGGCAAAACGUGAUUUUAAUCGAGUACAGGCAUUGCAUCAGAGUGAGCUCGCGCGGUGGUGGAAAGAUCUAGAUUUUGCAAAUAAACUUUCUUUCGCAAGGGACAGAGUGGUGGAAUGUUACUUUUGGAUAUCAGGCGUGUACUUUGAGCCCCGGUAUACGGAGGCCCGAGUAUUCCUAACCAAAGUGAUUUCCUUAACAUCCAUUGUUGAUGACAUAUAUGAUGUCUAUGAAACUAUAGAAGAACUCCAGCAAUUUACUGAUGCAAUUGAGAAAUGGGAUAUCAGGACCAUAGAUCAGCUGCCAGAGUACAUCACCCUUUGUUAUCGUCCUCUACUGGAAGUUCUUUCUGAAGCUGAAGAAGAGAUAGAAAAGGCAGGAAGGCCAUCAUACGGCUUUCUUUACGCAAAGGAUGCUGUAAAGUUAACAAGAGUCUAUUUCGACGAAGCAAAAUGGUGUAAAGUACAGUACUUUCCAGAAUUCGAAUAGUAUAUGAGUGUUUCACUCAUAUCUGGGGGGUACAAAAUGUUAUCGGUCACAAGCUUCGUGCUAAUGGGUGAUGUGGCAACUAGAGAAGCAUAUGAAUGGAUUUCUAAAGAUCCGAUAAUUGUCAAAGCCUCAUCUCUGAUUUGCAGACUCAGUGACGACAUAGUAGGACAUGAGGUCAGACAUAGAAACUUUAGGUUGCAGCCGUUAUUAAUUAAGUAAAAUGUUCUGAUUAAAUUGACUAUGGGGUCGUUUGUGUUAGUUUAAAAGAAAGUGAUUUCUUACUUAAAGUAAAGA
Molecule: messenger RNA, 1509 nt
Organism: Daucus carota subsp. sativus
Lineage: Eukaryota; Viridiplantae; Streptophyta; Magnoliopsida; Apiales; Apiaceae
Product: sesquiterpene synthase 2-like
Biological process (GO): diterpenoid biosynthetic process
Molecular function (GO): magnesium ion binding; terpene synthase activity
Source: RefSeq, a predicted model, not a curated record